Procambarus clarkii (red swamp crayfish) is the source of this 552-nucleotide messenger RNA. RefSeq names its product zonadhesin-like. The record is from RefSeq and is a predicted model, not a curated record. Lineage: Eukaryota; Metazoa; Arthropoda; Malacostraca; Decapoda; Cambaridae.
AUGACUGAGGUCACACCAGAGGAUUGGCUCAUGACUGAGGUCACACCAGAGGAUUGGGUCACGACUGAGGUCACACCAGAGGAUUGGGUCACGACUGAGGUCACACCAGAGGAUUGGGUCACGACUGAGGUCACACCAGAGGAUUGGCUCAUGACUGAGGUCACACCAGAGGAUUGGGUCAUGAAUGAGGUCACACCAGAGGAUUGGGUCAUGAAUGAGGUCACACCAGAGGAUUGGCUCAUGACUGAGGUCACACCAGAGGAUUGGGUCACGAAUGAGGUCACACCAGAGGAUUGGGUCAUGAAUGAGAUCACACCAGAGGAUUGGGUCAUGACUGAGGUCACACCAGAGGAUUGGCUCAUGACUGAGGUCACACCAGAGGAUUGGGUCAUGAAUGAGGUCACACCAGAGGAUUGGGUCAUGAAUGAGGUCACACCAGAGGAUUGGGUCAUGAAUGAGGUCACACCAGAGGAUUGGGUCAUGAAUGAGGUCACGCCAGCGUACAGGGGUCACCGUCCAGUAAGGUCAGAACAGAAUAAGGUCAGCUGCUAA